Molecule: messenger RNA, 1071 nt
Organism: Parasteatoda tepidariorum (common house spider)
Lineage: Eukaryota; Metazoa; Arthropoda; Arachnida; Araneae; Theridiidae
Biological process (GO): positive regulation of protein autophosphorylation; positive regulation of cell population proliferation
Cellular component (GO): membrane
Molecular function (GO): growth factor activity; growth factor receptor binding
Source: RefSeq, a predicted model, not a curated record
UGUUUGGAAGGAAGUGCUUUAAGUAAGCACUUAAAAUUCUCUGUUUACAUUAGAAUGUCAGCAGAGGCGACAAAUUAUUAUUUUUUAAGCUAGCUUGAGGAUAACUCGAAGUGAUUACUUCAUUUAAAUGUGAAGAUUUGAAGGACUAAAUUUCCAAAAUGUGCAGUUUUUACUUUUUGAAAGUUAUUUUGGUGGCCGUUGAGAGCUUCUUCAUUGGAAGCAAUGCUCAGAACAUCAUAUUUAGAAAUGAAGAUGAUAUUGAUUUCAUGGAGAGCAAUUCCAUACAAUCUCCAAGAAUUCCUGAAAGUCUUCUAAUUCAAUUGAAGGAUAUUCAUAACGUAUCAGAUUUUAUAAACAGAUUCGUAACAACGAAUUUAUCAUCUCCUUUUAGUACAAGUUCAACUUCCUCUAUUGGUGGCAGAAAUGCUCUAGCUGGUGCACCACGGCCAACUCCAUCAUUUGCACAACCUGCUGCUUGUCAGCCUGAAGAUCAAAUUGUUGAACUUGAAAAGCCCGAAAGAAGUGAUGUUAUGUAUUGGCCCUCUUGUGUAAGAGUACGUCGCUGUGGAGGCUGCUGUACUAGCAAAAUGCUUAGUUGUAAUCCAGUUGCAACAUCAACUAUUUCUAUAGCGGUUCUUCAAGUGCGAUACAAUCCCCUAUCACCACACGCAUUUGAGGACCAAGGUUCACAUACAUUUACUUUAGAACAACAUGAUCGAUGUGCAUGCGGUUGCAGGGAGCAGCCCAGUGAUUGCACACCAGAACUUCAUGAAUACAGAGUAAAUGAAUGUAAAUGCGUUUGUCGAAACCAGGAAGAGUCUUCAACCUGCACUGGCCCCAAAAAGAUCUGGGACAACCAGGAGUGCAUGUGCAAAUGCAGACGUGUACAACUUUGUUCAACUGGACGCCUUUACAAUAUUCAGAAGUGCAAGUGUGAAGUACUGCGAAGCACUUUAAAUGCUCCAAGUUUGGAUCGUAAUAACAUUACAAGCAACGCAACUGUUCAUUGAAGUCAUGAUAAAAGAAUGAUCAAAAAAUAUCAAAAAUAAAAUAUUUAGAUUUUAUAGUCAA